GAAAUUUAUUUUAUUAGCCUUCAAAUAAAAACAAAAACAGUUUUAAAAUUUGAAACUAUGGGAACCAUUACAGAUUUAUUAAACUCACGAAUAAUGGAAUCGCAAGAUAAAAAAUUGUAUUUGGGAGCAGUGAUUCACUCACAAAAUCAGAAUCAAGUUACAAUCAUACCUAAAGCAGUUCUUGUUGUUAUUGAUGGCAAGGUUGCAGCUCUAGAGCCCUUAAUGGAAAAUAGUCAAAUGGGAGAUAUAAUUUCUAGAUUUGAACCAAACAUGAUUACCAAAUUGCAUGACACACAAUUUAUAAUUCCAGGGUUCAUUGACACACACAUCCAUGCUCCCCAGUUUCCAAAUGCUGGUGUUGGCUACAACAUGCCAUUGCUUGAGUGGCUGAAUAGGUACACCUUCCCUCUUGAGAGCCAAUACCAUGACGUGUCGAGAGCUAAGGUGGUUUAUUGUGACGUUGUGAAAAGAACCUUGAGAUGUGGCACCACAACCGCAGCCUACUUUGGCACCAUCCAUGCAGACAGUUGUAUAAUGCUGGCCGAGGCAGCUCGUUUAAGUGGUCAGAGAGCACUAGUAGGGAAGGUCUGCAUGGACCAGAACUGUCCAGCAGAUUUAAAAGAAGAAACUGAACAAUCAAUACAAAACACAGAAGUCUUCAUAAAUACACUCCUUAACAAUGGGGAUGCACUGGUAAGGCCCAUAAUAACGCCAAGGUUUGCUCUGACGAGUUCAGAAGAGCUUAUGUCUCGUCUCGGUCAGCUCGCCAACAGAUUUGACCUUCACAUUCAAACCCAUCUUUCUGAAAAUGCAGACGAGGUAAAAGAAGUGAAGAAAAAGUUCCCAAAUGCUAAAAACUAUGCAGACGUAUAUGAAAGAGCCAAAUUACUGACUAGAAAGACCAUCGUGGCACACUGUGUACACCUCGAGGACAGUGAGAUAGAGUUGUUGAGAGAGAAGAGAUGCAGUGUGGCCCACUGCCCUGACUCCAACUUGUGCUUGCGCAGUGGCUUAUGUGAUGUGCGCCGACUUCUAAACGUAGGAGUCAAUGUAUCUUUGGGAACAGACGUAGCCGGAGGGUCAAGUCACUCCAUGCUAGACACGAUGAGAAGUUGCAUCAAUACGUCCAUUGCGCUUUCAUUUAUCUAUCCAGACUACACACCUUUAUCAUAUCACGAAGCAUUUUACCUUGCCACUAUGGGAGGUGCAAAAGCACUAGAUAUGGAGGACAAGUUAGGCAAUUUUGAAGUUGGCAAAUGGUUUGACGCCAUGGUGGUGGACACAAGAAACUACCCGAUGACUUUGAAUCCUCAACUUUCUAUUAGUGAACUGUUCGAGAAGUUCAUUUAUAUGGGAGACGAUCGGAACAUCCACCGUACAUAUGUGAAUGGCAAAAAUGUACAAGUGCAUUUCUAAAAUUGUGGAUAGGGAUAUCUGUCCCACUGCUGACUAUUCUGCCCUUUAGUAACCUAUGUAAACAUUUUUCCUUCAUUUAGGUGCUAAUAAUAAAUACCAAAUGUAUUGUUCCUUAAAGUUAGAAUUAUUCAUUUACUUUUCCUAAACUUGAAUUAAUUUUAAUUGUUUAAGGAAUGUAUUUAGUUAUUACUUUUGUCAAACUUAUAUUCCUCUGUUUUUGAAUUUAUGUUUUUUGGAAGGUGUUUUGCAAUAAAUUUUGUCCAUGUUUGAAUGACAUGUUUAAAUAGAAACUAGACAUAUUUGGCCCACUUCAACCUUUUGUGAAAAGGAUUGGAGCUGUGGUAUUUGUCAUUCUAUGACGAUUGAAGUUUAAAUUGAUCAAAAGGAAAGUGAUUGAUAAAAACUAUAUUAUCAAAAUAAAAUAAACAACUCAAGUAACAUGAACAAAACCAGCUGGCAAAUUAUUAACUCUGAAGUCGGUAAGGCAAAAGCAGAUAACCACAUUACUAGUGUUCAUAGUAACAAUCAAUGUUGUUCAGACCCUUAUGUUAUAUGUAAUUCAUUUAACAAUUAUUUUACUGAUUUGGUUGACACAAACAUUGUUCCUAAUUUGGAUUCACUUGUUAGGGAUGUAAAGGACAGUGUAAAAGUAGUUGAGUCAGAUUAUAUAAUUCCGGGUUUUCAUUGUAUACCUGUUGAUGAGAAAGAGAUAGACGAAAUAAUAAGUCAUCUUAAAAACUCAUUUAGCACCGGCUAUGAUGAGGUCCCUGUGGUGCUCAUCAAAAAAGCAAAAUUACCCCUCAGAAAACCUAUAGCUCAUUUAGUAAAUUCUUCCUUUGUAUCAGGCAUUUUUCCUAAUAAACUAAAAAUUUCUAAAUUAAUUCCAUUGUUCAAAAAAGGAGAUAGAUAUGAAUUAUCAAACUACCGUCCAAUUGCUCUGCUUCCGGCCAUGUCCAAAAUAUUUGAGAAAGCCAUGUACAACCGUUUAUAUAGCUUCCUGGAAAGUAAUCACCUUUUUGAGGACUGUCAACAUGGAUUUUGAAGUGGUAGAUCAGUUGUGACAGCUGCUACAGAGUUUUUAGAGUCAGUUAUUGAUUGUUUGGAUGCAAAACAAAAGGCUCUUGGUAUUUUCAUUUAUUUAACCAAGGCAUUUGACUCUAUAAACCACAAUCUACUUUUAAAUAAAUUGUCUAGCAUCGGAGUAAAAAAUAAAUCUCUUCAAUGGCUAGAAUCAUACAUUAUUUGUAAUAGAAAACAAUUUGUAGAAACUAUCCAAUUCAAUAAUCAAAUGAAAAUUACUCACAAGUCAAAAAUUAGAACUAUUAAACAUGGUGUACCACAGGGAUCCAUCUUGGGUCCCCUUCUAUUCAUUUGCUAUGUUACAAACCUACCAGGGCUGACUAAAUCUAGCAAACUUUACCUUUAUGCAGACGAUGUAAAUCUUACAGUUACCGCUAAUUCUAAAGAGGAAAUUGAAAAGACAGCUAAUGCUAAUCUAGAUAUACUUUCAAAUUUUUUCCAAAACAAUCAGUUACUUUUGAAUCCAGAUAAAACAAAGUUCAUAAAUUUUGAGACCCGUCAGACAAGACUUUCAAUUAAUCCUUCACUAGAAAUUAAUCAGAAACCUAUUGAAGAAUUAGAAAAUAUUAGAUUCUUAGGAUUUGAAAUUGACAAAAAUUUAACUUGGAAUUCUCACGCAAACAAAGUAAUAAAAAAAACUGUAUCUGGUCUAUUUGCAUUAACUAGAUUAAAAAAUCUUCUUGAUCAAGUAACAUUAAAAUCAAUAUACUUUUCGUGCAUACAUUCUGUUAUUUCUUUUGGAAUAUCUCUGUAUGGCGCUACAUCUAUCAAUAACUUAGAAACAAUCCUAAAAUUACAAAAACGAGCUAUAAGAAUUAUUUUGGACCUUGACUCGAGAACUUCAAAAGAGCAUUUUAGAUCAUUAAAAAUAAUGAUAAUGAAAUACAGUAAUGAUAUGGAUUGUACAUCUAUGAAACAGUUCUAUAUGUUAAAAACAGAUUUUCUCAAUUGGCGUUAACUGGUGAACACCACCACUACAAUACCAGAAACUAAACCAACAUUGCUCUAAACUGCCACAGAUUAGAACUUUACAGUAAAAAACCAAGUUAUACCGGCUCCAAAUUUUACAACAAAAUUCCAAAUUAAAUUAAAUCGGCAAAAAGCAUGGUCGGAUUUAAGAGGGAUCUUAAAACAUUUCUCAUCAACAAGGUAUUGUAUUCCCUUGAUGAACUUUAAAAUUUUAGAAGGAGCGUUAAUUUUUAAUUUGUAAAAACUUAUGUUAGAUUUUAAGAACUUUGUAUCCAUAGAAUAUAACAUUGUAAUAUAGAAACAUUUAAGAGAAUGACACUAUUCAUGUACUUUGUGCUUCAAUGAAUGAAGAAAUAUUGAAUUGAAUUGAAUUGAAUCUAGAUAAAGUUAACCUUUCCUAAAGGUAAUAUUUUAAAGACUGAAUCAUACUGUAAAUUUUAGAGGAUCAAUUUUUCAUGACUGUGUCAUUAAUAUUUUUCAAAACCAAACUGACUCAUACACACUCAUUAAUAUAAAUAAUAUGAACACACAUUAAUAUAAAUAUAUUGAACAAGAAAUUCAGGAUGAAAUAUUUUUAUUCCAAAAGAAAAAGAUACAAAUUUAUUACAUUGAUUGG
Molecule: messenger RNA, 4081 nt
Organism: Macrosteles quadrilineatus (aster leafhopper)
Lineage: Eukaryota; Metazoa; Arthropoda; Insecta; Hemiptera; Cicadellidae
Gene: DhpD
Product: guanine deaminase
Exons: 10
Coding region: 58-1416 (452 amino acids)
Biological process (GO): guanine catabolic process
Cellular component (GO): cytosol
Molecular function (GO): zinc ion binding; guanine deaminase activity
Source: RefSeq, a predicted model, not a curated record